Molecule: messenger RNA, 786 nt
Organism: Schistosoma curassoni
Lineage: Eukaryota; Metazoa; Platyhelminthes; Trematoda; Strigeidida; Schistosomatidae
Source: the annotation of a GenBank genome assembly
AUGCCUGACCGAGCGCCUUCAGCUAGGUCAGAGAGUCCUGAGAUUCACAACUUCGUCAAAGAUCAUCAAGGCUACAAUUUUGGUCCGUAUACUAGACGUGAAUUCGACUUAGUCUAUAAAGAUUUUCAGUGUUUUCAGAUGUCCACCGUAACAGAUGACGAAAUCAUAAAGAGAAGACUUUUAAUCGAAGGCGAAAGUGGAAAUGAUGAUCGCAGAAUUACUCUAUUACUGAAAAAUUAUCUUCGAUGGGUAGCUUCUGAUGAUGUUGGUGAAGACGGCUACGAAGCCUAUCAAGCGCUUAUAGCUAGUGUUUACCAGUGUGAAAACGCCAUGGAACAGUCGUCAUUAGUAAUAGCUAUGAACUACGAACAGCAAAAACAGUAUGAGGAUUUAUAUAAGGAGAUUGAAACGGCCAUUGAAAGUGCAAAAAAUCGCAUUCAGCAAUGUAAAGAAGAUCUGAGGUCCGCAAAAACCGUCAGGAAAAAUAGACGAGAGUAUGACAGUCUUGCCAAAGUUCUUUGUGAUCAUCCAGAGAGAGAUGAGACACUUGAGAAGUAUAAAAAAUUAAAAGCUACUUUAGAACGACUGGAGAAUUUAAAUGAGGAGUACGACCGAAAAAUUCAGCUUAGAAAAACUCAAUUCCACUUGUUUUUGGUUGCCCUGAAGGGCUUACAAAAAAUUGUCGAGGAUGAUGAUUCGCUAUCUUCAGUCACAGAUGAUUUGGUGCAUACACAGUCAUCAAAGUCUGUACACGAAGAGAUUUCUAUGAAAAUGGAUACAAAUUGA